Debaryomyces fabryi is the source of this 1650-nucleotide messenger RNA. RefSeq lists its product as uncharacterized. The transcript has a single exon. Lineage: Eukaryota; Fungi; Ascomycota; Pichiomycetes; Serinales; Debaryomycetaceae. Gene Ontology annotation, cellular component: membrane. The record is from RefSeq and is a predicted model, not a curated record. Gene Ontology annotation, molecular function: carbohydrate:proton symporter activity. The coding region runs from base 1 to 1650 and encodes 549 amino acids. Gene Ontology annotation, biological process: transmembrane transport; carbohydrate transport.
AUGGCUUUGAAACUCUUUUCUAGAACCAACACUAUGGGUCUAAGGGGUAAAAAACUCAGAGUUAUGUUCACCAUGGUGGCUACUCUUGGGUUCUCCUUAUUCGGUUAUGACCAAGGUUUAAUGUCUGGUCUUAUUACUGGUGAACAAUUUAAUGCUGAAUUCCCUCCAACAAAGGGUACUGACCACUGGGCAUCUGUUCAUCAAGGUGCUGUUACUGCUUGUUAUGAAAUCGGAUGUUUGUUUGGUGCUUUGUUUGUUUUAUUUUAUGGUGAUAAAACAGGUAGAAGAAUUUUAGUCGUUACUGGUUCUUUAAUUAUCAUUAUUGGUACCGUCAUUUCCACUGCUGCAUUUGGUCCACAUUGGGGUUUAGGUCAGUUUGUUGUUGGAAGAGUGAUAACAGGUGUGGGUAAUGGUUUGAACACUGCUACUAUUCCAGUUUGGCAAUCUGAAAUGUCAAGAGCCGAAAAUAGAGGUCUUUUGGUUAAUUUUGAAGGUUCAGUCAUUGCUGUGGGUACCUUUGUUGCAUACUGGAUCGAUUUCGGUUUGUCUUAUGUCGAUACAUCUGUUCAAUGGAGGUUCCCAGUUGCUUUCCAAGCAUUCUUUGCAAUCUUUUUAUUAUUUGGUGCAAUUGAAAUGCCAGAAUCUCCAAGAUGGAUGUUUGCGCAUGACAUGAAAGCUGAGGGUAUGGAAGUUUUGGCUGCUAUGAAAGAUAUAUCUCCAGAUGAUGAUGAGAUUUAUGCUGAAUACACUUUCAUCACUGAUUCCAUUAAGAAAUUUGAUAACAACCAAGCUGGAUUUAAGGAAUUAUUCAAAGGUGGUAAAGAGCAAUAUUUCGCUAGAAUGUUGAUUGGUUCAUCUGGUCAAUUCUUCCAACAAUUCACUGGUUGUAAUGCGGCUAUUUAUUAUUCUACUGUUUUAUUUGAAAAUACUAUUCAUUUAGAUAGAAGAUUGUCUUUGGUUUUAGGUGGUGUUUUCGCUACUGUUUAUGCAUUAUCGACAAUUCCUUCCUUCUUCUUGGUUGAUACACUUGGUAGAAGAAACUUAUUCUUGAUUGGUGCUAUUGGUCAAGGUAUUUCUUUCACAAUCACUUUUGCUUGUUUAAUUCCAGAUGAUGGUAAUAAUACCCAAGAUGCCAAGGGUGCUGCUGUGGGUCUUUUCUUAUUUAUUGUCUUCUUCGGUUUUACAAUCUUGCCAAUGCCUUGGAUUUAUCCACCAGAAAUUAACCCAAUGAAGACAAGAACAGUUGCUUCUGCAGUUUCCACCUGUACUAAUUGGUUAACUAAUUUCGGUGUUGUUAUGUUCACUCCUAUUUUCAUUGAAACAAGUACUUUUGGAUGUUACUUAUUCUUCGCCCUUAUGAACUAUCUUUUCGUCCCAAUUAUUUUCUUCUUUUAUCCAGAAACUGCUGGUCGUUCCUUAGAAGAAAUUGAUAUCAUCUUCGCUAAGGCACACGUUGACAACAGAUUACCAUUCAGAGUUGCAGCUACCAUGCCACAAUUAUCUGUCAAAGAUAUUGAAGAAUACAAUGUUCAAUUAGGUAUUGAUGAUAACUUUGACAAGGAAGAGAAUGAAUUGCAGGAAAAUGCUUCCACUACUUCUGAAAAGUCACCAAGUGAAACUCCAGAAGGCAUCUUAACUCCUAAUGCAUGA